UGAUUGAUCUGGUUUAGACAUUCUCGGAAGAUUUCAAUUUUCCCGCGCUUUCCUGAAGCUUUUGUAGGGAAGCUGUAGACAAGGUGCUCGACUAAUUGCCCCUGAGAAGUCUUCAAAAAAUGCGCAGAUAUUUGACUCUCUUGCAACUGCGUAUAAGUUAUCGGAACAAUGGAACGAGAAUAUUCGAUGGAUUAUCAGGUUAUAGGAGUACGCAGAUCAUGCACAAAACGACCGUCGGCAAACCGAAGCAAAAAGUAUACCAUAGGGUGCACGAACUCGAUCGGGUGAUGGAACUCCAAAAGAAGCCGUUACUUAUCUUGAACCUCAAAUCGAUUAUCCAAUCCCAGAAGACAGAGUCCAUUCUUCUCAGAGAUUUAGAAAAAGAAGUUGGGUUUGUGCAGAAAUGGAAUUACAUGGCCGUCAUCGAAAAAUACCACCCGAUUUUCCGGGUUGUAGGCGGUGAGGGCAGCAGAUCGCCGCCAGCUGUUACUCUAAGUGAAAAGGCGAAAAAGAUUGCGUCUUUAGAAUCCGAAGCAUUAGUGCAAAUGGAACCCGUUUUGGUUCGGAAUUUAAAGAAGCUGUUGAUGCUGUCGGUUGACUGUCGAUUGCCGCUAGAAACGAUUCAGUCAAUCGCUACUGAAUUGGGAUUGCCUAGUGAUUUCAAGAACUCGUUGAUUCUAAAGUACCCUCAGUUUUUCCGGUUGGACGAGUUCAACGGGAGGGUGUAUCUGCAUUUGGAGAAUUGGGAUUCUUCACUAGCUGUAACCGCCCGCGAAGAGAUGCUGCCGCCGAUCUCCGACGCCCAAUUGAAGAGGGGUAAAAAGAUAUCGAAAGACGGCAACUUUUCGGGCCCUUUUGCGUUCCGACUGAAGUACCCUAUUGGUUUCAGGCCGAACGUGAGUUAUCUAGAGGAAGUACAGCGGUGGCAGAAAAUGGAAUUCCCUUCUCCGUACUUGAACGCGAGGCGGUUCGAAGCAGCAGCCGAUCCGAAAGCUCGGAAAAGAGCCGUGGCGGUGCUCCACGAGCUCCUCAGUUUGACCAUGGAGAAGAGGUUGACUUCCGCCCAGAUCGAUGCGUUUCAUUCGGAGUAUCGUUUGCCAGCUAGGUUAUUGCUUUGCUUGAUAAAGCAUCAAGGUAUUUUCUAUAUCACCAAUAAAGGUGUGUUUAGUACCGUAAUCUUGAAAGAGGCUUAUGAUGGAUCGAACUUGAUCGAUAAAUGCCCCCUAAUAAAAUUUAGAGAUAAUUUUUUGGCGUUAAUGGGUAGGAACGAGUCUUCUUGUGUUGUAAACUGAGUACGUUCGUUUGAGAAAACGAUGAUUGUGUAAUGAAUUUAGAUACAUAUGUUGGCCUCGAUCAAAUCGGCAAUCGCCGUAGUUAAAUGUGGCAUUUCAAGAAUCAUUUCUUUAAAAUUCAAUUUGUGGUUUUCUUUUUCAACAUUGAGAAGAAUUCCUUGUU
Molecule: messenger RNA, 1455 nt
Organism: Erythranthe guttata (spotted monkey flower)
Lineage: Eukaryota; Viridiplantae; Streptophyta; Magnoliopsida; Lamiales; Phrymaceae
Source: RefSeq, a predicted model, not a curated record